AUGGAAAGAGUCAAUAGCACAUUGUUGACUGAGUUCUUUCUGACGGGAAUUCCCUACCCACCCCAGCUAAGGACAUUUCUUUUUGUGUUCUUCUUGCUCAUCUACGUCCUGACCCAGCUGGGGAACCUGCUCAUUCUAAUCACUGUCUGGGUAGACCCGCAGCUCCAUGCCCGUCCCAUGUACAUCUUCCUUGGUGUUCUCUCCAUCAUCGACAUGGGCAUCUCUUCCAUCAUCGUCCCUCGCCUCAUGAUGAACUUCACUUUAGACAUCAAGCCCAUCCCAUUUGCUGGCUGUGUUGCUCAACUCUAUUUCUAUCACUUUUUGGGCAGCACCCAGUGUUUCCUCUACACCCUGAUGGCCUACGAUAGGUACCUGGCUAUAUGCCAGCCUCUGCGCUACCCUGUUCUCAUGAAUGCUAAGCUGAGUUCCUUGCUUGUGGCUGGAGCUUGGGUGGCAGGAUCCCUCCAUGGGGCUCUUCAGGCCAUCCUAACCUUCCGUCUGCCCUACUGUGGGCCCAACCAGGUAAAUUACUUCUUCUGUGACAUCCCCGCAGUUUUGAGGCUUGCCUGUGCUGAUACAACAGUCAAUGAGCUGGUGACCUUUGUGGACAUUGGGGUGGUGGUUGCCAGUUGCUUCUCCCUGAUCCUCCUCUCCUAUGUACAGAUUAUUCAGGCCAUCCUGAGAAUCCGUACAGCUGACGGGCGACGCCGGGCCUUUUCAACCUGUGGAGCCCAUGUAAUCGUGGUAACCGUGUACUAUGUGCCCUGUGCCUUCAUCUACUUAAGGCCUGAAACCAACAGCCCCCUGGAUGGAGCAGCUGCCCUAUUCCCCACAGCCAUCACUCCUUUCCUCAACCCCCUCAUCUAUACUCUGCGAAACCAGGAGGUGAAACUGGCUCUGAAAAGAAUGAUAGGAGGCCCUAGGACUAAAAGUGAGGUUUGAAAGUGUCUGUCCCCCAAUGGGGAAGCCUUCACAUUGACAGUUCAUUUUAAUGUUUAGCUUUCAGUGAAUUUUUUUCUUCUUUUUCUCUUUUACAUAGCUACGUAACAUCAGUACAAGAUCAAACAUAGUUAAAAGCAAAACACUCUCUAGGGGCUCCUUAGUGCCUCCUUCAGAUAAACAACCAUCAGCUGCUCCUGAGUAGCAAGUGAGACUAAGGUCAUCAGAUGGUAGCCUGGUAAAUUUAGACAUCCAGAGGACUGGCAUACCAAAGGCAUCCAGUGGGCUAUAGGCACAUUGCUCAAGCCCUUAUAAGAGGAGUUCUUUUGCUAGGAGAAGGUUCUUCAGUUCUGUUCCAACUGGACAUAUGCCCUAGGAGCUGGUGCUAGAAAAGAAACUAUAGAUGCCCUGCUGUGUGCAUCUUUACAGGCCUGACUUGGAGGACUUACUUAGGCCACUAUGGGAUGUGAACUAAAGUAUUUACUCUACCUUGCCCACUGAAGAAAUAAACCUUUUCUUAAACUGGUACUUUCACAAACCAAACCAAAUUAAAUAAGCCAAAAAAAGAAGAUAUAAUAGAGUCUCUCCAAAUGUCUCAAUAACAAAUUCUCCUAUGCCAAAAAAAUAAAACUCAUAUUUCGCAUUAAAAGAAAAUAGGGCAAUUCUGAGCUCCUGGUGGC
Molecule: messenger RNA, 1619 nt
Organism: Sus scrofa (pig)
Lineage: Eukaryota; Metazoa; Chordata; Mammalia; Artiodactyla; Suidae
Gene: OR10G3
Product: olfactory receptor family 10 subfamily G member 3
Biological process (GO): G protein-coupled receptor signaling pathway
Cellular component (GO): membrane
Molecular function (GO): G protein-coupled receptor activity; olfactory receptor activity
Source: RefSeq, a predicted model, not a curated record